AUGGAUGAUCGCGAACGCGGUUCCUUUAUCAGCCUGCCCGACGAGCUGCUCUUGAUUGUCAUCGAGCACUGCGACACGCAAGAUGUUGCUGCCCUCAGCGGAGUGGCUAAACAGUACAGCAACAUCUGCAGACCCAUCAUCUUCCGAAAUGCUGAUCUCAGCAUACACAAUCGCGGCAAAGUCCUGUGUGUCUUUCCAAACAGUUACCAAAGCCUACCCAGCACAUGGUACGAUCCAUCUGAUAGCCUGCAAUGCAACAAUAUUCCGCCUAACAUGCAGAAGAGGCAAGAAGCCUUCCUGUCGGCUUUGAUCAGGAACCCGAGCCUGGCAGAGUAUGUCCAAACUUUCUCAUGGACAUUACUGCUUCUCGACAGCAAUCGACGGACAGAUUUGAAAAUCGAUCCGUUCGCGAUCAACAAAAGCGUGGCUUUAGAUCCAAAGAACCCUUUCAACGAGAUCUGGAAGGUCUUCGCGUCCCUGACCCGUGUCCAAACCCUCGACCUGGCCUGGUUGUCCAGACAUCUUGCCAUGCCUCUCAUCCACAGCAUCCCGUCCACCCUGUUUCCCGCCGCGACCUCGGUCCGCCUGGUCGGGGUCAUGCCGUACGCUCUCGCCGCCUCGAUCCUGCUUACGAAUCCUCAGAAUCUGCUGCACCUACACCUCGACAACCUUCAACAAAGUGGGAUAAUACCCAGCACUCAUGAUGACAAGGAUCCUGAAAUGGAUGACCCUGAAGUGGAUGAUCCUGACACGGGUGGUUCUGACAUGGAUGACGAGCCAUAUGAUACACACUACAAGGACAUGAGUAUCUUUGAAAUGUUCCACCUCGUAAUGACCGGCUCCCUCGACGAGGCGGACGAGACGGAUGAAGAUCUCCGUGAGGUUCCCACGAAAAAGGUCCGUCGGAUCAAAACCCGACCUGCAGACCCCAUCUCCACCCCAUCCCCAUCCCCAUCCCCGUUCUGA
Molecule: messenger RNA, 966 nt
Organism: Letharia columbiana
Lineage: Eukaryota; Fungi; Ascomycota; Lecanoromycetes; Lecanorales; Parmeliaceae
Exons: 1
Coding region: 1-966 (321 amino acids)
Molecular function (GO): protein binding
Source: RefSeq, a predicted model, not a curated record